CUCCUGCCUGCCGAGCAUGCUCUAUACAACGUAUAGAGCCGUAACUCUCAAUAGACUCCCGCCCCCUGAAUAAGCCCACCAGAGUGUAUAAAACACCACAACCUCUCCAGCCUCCAAUGAUGUGUUCCCUUGCACUUAGCUGCACCCCUAUCAUCAAGUCAAACCCAGAGGGUCGCAACCACGUUAUAUACCUCACACACAUACCUUCUCCAAAACUUCGAUACACACAAAGACCUUUAUCACUUCUUCCGCCAUCAUGAGAUUCUCCCUUCCCAUCCUCCUGGCCGCAGCCGCCGCGGCCGACGCCGCCGCCGUCCAAGACGACAAGCGGUGGUGCUCCACCCGGGGACAGGCGUGCGACACGGUCAAGCGCGUGGCCGAUGCCUUUGCCGAGGCGCUCGACCAGGCCAGCUCGGUGACGGCGCGCGCCGAGCUCGGCAGCCACGCGGCCUUCAUGGCCAAGCGGCAGCUCGACGAGCUGGCCCUGGCCGUCGCCGCCAGCCACCCCAUGCCGCGUGAAUACUACGACGGGCUCAAGCUCCACUACAACCGCCAGGUCGAGCCCUCGACCGUGAACAAGCGCGCCGCCGAAGCCAACGCCGAGGCCGACGCCGAAGCCCAGGGCUUCCCGGGCCAGCCCUGCUGGAAGAAGCGCGACGCCGAGGCCGAGCACAAGUGGUGUCUGCGGUUCCCCGGACAGCCGUGCUGGAAGCGGUCAGCCGACCCCGCGGCGGAGCCCGAGGCCGACCCGGCCAUGUGCCUCCGCUUCCCCGGCGGAUCGUGCUGGAAGCGCGAGGCGACGCCCGAGGCGGCCGAGGACCAGAAGCGGUGCGCCGAGGAAGGUGGAGCGUGCUGGAUCGCCAAGCGCGCGGCCGAGGCCAUCGUCAACACCAUCGAGGGCGAGCUCGCCUACCGCAAGAAGCGCGACGCCGACCCGGCCCUGUGCCUCCGCUACCCGGGCUCGCCCUGCUGGAAGCGCUCUGCCGACGCCGACCCGCAGGGUUGGUGCAUGAGCUUCCCCGGCCAGCCCUGCUGGAAGCGUGAUGCUGCUGCCGCCGCCGCCGCCUGCAACGCCCCUGAUGGUGCCUGCACCAGGGCCACGCGCGACCUCCACGCCAUGCACAACGCUGCUCGCGCCAUCCUCGACAACAACUAA
Canariomyces notabilis is the source of this 1156-nucleotide messenger RNA. RefSeq lists its product as uncharacterized. Bases 257 to 1156 code for a protein of 299 amino acids. The transcript has 2 exons. The record is from RefSeq and is a predicted model, not a curated record. Lineage: Eukaryota; Fungi; Ascomycota; Sordariomycetes; Sordariales; Chaetomiaceae.